Molecule: messenger RNA, 251 nt
Organism: Acaulospora colombiana
Lineage: Eukaryota; Fungi; Glomeromycota; Glomeromycetes; Diversisporales; Acaulosporaceae
Source: the annotation of a GenBank genome assembly
AUGUCGCCGGCGAAGGAGGCUGCGUCGGAGUUUGAAAAGUUGAAUUGUGUUCUGAUAGGAGCUGAUGGUCGAACACAGACUUGCAAAGUCGAAUUCGACGGGAUUGCUGCGGGACUCGGUGCAACUGAUUACAUAAGCACACUUGUGGACCAUGGCCCAUACUGCGGGUCUGCACAGCCUCACCACUCGAGACGCUCGUCGACCUGUAUAAAUCUCGACAACACCCACUCUCUCUCCCCCUCAUCCUCCCC